AUGGACGACAAAAGUGAUUCGUUGUCGAUAUCGUCGACAUUGUCGCCAUCUACGCCGUCGACAAUAACAGACACAUGGACGACAGCCUCUGUAGCGCCGACGACGGCGUUGUCCACAGUCAACACGGCCAGCUCAGCAACAAACAGCACAUUGCGGCCCAUGCAGACAGCCUUUGAACAGCCCGCCAGCUGCACCGGUCACUUCUCCACGACAUCGUACCUCUACUACAACACGACCAACUUCGACUACACACACGUCACGCUCGCAAUCUCAGACACGCGCCAUCCGCAGUUUGCGACGUGCCAGCCGCCAGGAUGGGACACGGUCGUCCCGCGCCAGCGGUUCGUCUUCAGUCCCGGCGUCUGCCCGCAGGCUUGGACCGCAUACGAUCUGUCGGCCACGACCACGCGCUAUGAGACAACCGUGUCCAGUGCCUACUGCUGCUCCAGCGGCUUCACGCUGUCGUAUGACUACCCUUACCAGACGCACAGCACCAGCGCCAUCUACACCAGCGACGAUGACGGCGCGUUCUACACGCUCUACCCGGGGCCCGUGAGCGGGUACCACGGCCCGGGCUGCUACCGACGGAUUCCAGUAACGCCAGAGACGACGACGACGGCGGCGGCGGCGGCGGCAACCCCCUCCGUGUCGCUCGAGAUGCAUCUCCCGUACAGCGUGCAGUGGAAGGCCGACGACACCCAGCACAUGUCGCCGACGCCGCCGCCGGUGCCCUGUACCUACAGCCUGUACGCGUGGACGCCGGGGGCCCAGAUGCUCGGGACCAACGACGCCACCUACGGCGCCGGCGGCAGCCUCUACGUCGCCGCGACGGACGGCGCCGGGUUCGGCACCUAUGUCGCGACGACCAGCAACGCGCCCGUCAACACCGACUGCCCGCUCGUCGAGGGCAUCGGCAAGGGCGUCAACCACGGCUACGCAUCGACCAUGUACUUUGUCAUGAUUGGCAUUCCCCUCAUUGCCGUCGCGUUCAUUUCGUGCUGCACGUUUCUGUGUGUGCGCGGGCACCGCCGCAACAAACGAGACAAGCGCCAACUGGAGGAGCGAGCAGCGCAGGAGAAGCGGGAGGUGGAACAGGCGAUUGCACAAUCAUUGACCGAGGCAAAACCGCCUGCACAGAACGAGACAGCGGCCGUUGCGGGGGCCGCCGAGGGCGUGGCAGGCCCGUCUGGUACGAAAUGA
This is a messenger RNA of Sporothrix schenckii 1099-18, 1200 nucleotides long. RefSeq lists its product as uncharacterized. NCBI's taxonomy places the organism in Eukaryota, Fungi, Ascomycota, Sordariomycetes, Ophiostomatales, Ophiostomataceae. Bases 1 to 1200 code for a protein of 399 amino acids. The transcript has a single exon. The record is from RefSeq and is a predicted model, not a curated record.